This is a messenger RNA of Papilio polytes (common Mormon), 3006 nucleotides long. RefSeq names its product facilitated trehalose transporter Tret1 (gene nebu). Gene Ontology annotation, molecular function: sugar transmembrane transporter activity. Gene Ontology annotation, biological process: carbohydrate transport; transmembrane transport. The transcript has 3 exons. The record is from RefSeq and is a predicted model, not a curated record. Bases 230 to 1816 code for a protein of 528 amino acids. Lineage: Eukaryota; Metazoa; Arthropoda; Insecta; Lepidoptera; Papilionidae. Gene Ontology annotation, cellular component: membrane.
AGUACAAGUCGACGCCACAGACGGAGAGGUUUUCCCGCGCUGUCAAUGUUUCGGCGGGAAAACAGCGACAGAAAACACAACAGAGUAUAAAAUAUUUUCACGUAAACGUCACGCGAAUUAUUGUAUGUUACGAGCACAUACGUUUCUUAUUUCAGUUUGUAUUGUAAAGGCAUUGAAGGCUCUCGAUUAUAUAGUUGUGCAGAAUUUUAUUUAAAUUCAAUUGUUAAAAAUGAGUUACUUAGACAAAGUGGUAGGUCGUAAUAAAAUCGCCAGUGAAAAGUGUGGCUAUGAUAAUGCUGGAUUUGUUAUGACUGAAAAACACGCCUGGCAUUCAGGGAAGCAGACGCAAGCAAACAACGGCAUGGCUGAGAUCGGCGUGUCGCAAGCGGCGCUGGUGGAGCCACGCGGAGAGGGGGGCCGUAAGCUGCCGCAGUAUAUUGCAGCUUUGACGGCCACUCUGGGCGCGUUGGCUGCCGGGUCUAUGCUUGGUUGGUCCUCUCCAGUUAUAUUCAAAAUCACGCAAGCCAACAGCACCGAUUAUAAUUUCGAAGUCUCCCAAUCGCAAGGUGACUGGGUCUCCUCGCUUAUCAACCUCGGCGCUGCAGCCGUCUGCUUCCCCAUCGGUCUCAUCAUGGACGCGUUGGGACGGAAGAAGACCAUGUUGUGUCUGGUCGCGCCCUUCACGUUGGGCUGGCUUCUCAUCACCUUCGCGACUAACGUCGGGAUGCUCAUGGCCGGGAGGAUCGUCACCGGUAUUGCAGGAGGAGCCUUCUGUGUCACCGCCCCCGCCUACACUAGUGAGAUAGCGCAGGACUCCAUUCGCGGAACCCUCGGCAGCUACUUCCAGCUGAUGAUAACAGUCGGUAUUCUCUUCUCCUACGUCGUAGGUAGCUACACCAGUGUAUUCGUCUUUAACAUUCUUUGUACCAUAAUUCCUAUUAUAUUUGGUAUCGUUUUCUUCUUCAUGCCGGAAAGUCCCAACUUCUUAGUUGUAAAGGGCAGGAACGAUGAAGCGAAAGACGCUCUAAUCAGGCUCCGAGGUAGGAAUUACGACGUCGACACUGAAUUGAAUACCCUGAUCAAUAAAGCCGAAGAGGCGAAAAAUAAUCCCGUAUCGUUUCUGUCCGCUAUCACAAAGAAGACUGCGCUUAAAGCCAUUCUUAUCUGCUACGCUCUGAUGUUGUUCCAGCAGCUCUCUGGUAUUAAUGCUGUAAUCUUUAAUACGUCCGCCAUCUUUGCGAGCGCCGGUGCUGCCAUCCCGAGCGCAAUUGCCACUAUCAUUAUCGGCGUUAUCCAAGUGGUCGCUACCUUUGUUUCCAGUCUGGUUGUCGAUAAACUAGGCAGAAGAGUUCUCCUCCUGUUCUCUGCUCUAGUCAUGUGCGUCUGCUCUACCGCUCUCGGUGUAUUCUUCUUCAUGCAAGGCGUCCACGGUGCGGAAUCCUCGGUAGUACAGGCCAUGUCGUGGCUGCCGUUACUCUCACUUUCCCUGUUUAUUAUUGCCUUCUCCCUGGGUUUCGGUCCCAUCCCCUGGAUGAUGGCGGGCGAGCUCUGCUUGAUCGAUAUUAAAGCUUUUGUCGGCUCCACCGCAGGAACUCUCAACUGGUUGCUCAGUUUUACAGUCACCAGUACUUUUAACUCACUGAACAAAUCUAUCGGACAGGGACAAGUUUUCUGGAUGUUCGCUGGCAUUAUGCUGGUAGGCUUUCUAUUUAUUUUCUUCAUCAUACCGGAGACGAAAGGAAAGAGCUUUGACGAGAUCCAGGUAAUGUUAGGUGCGGAACCCCAGACGCAGAGCAAUACUACCACAAAAAAAUAAACCAAUCAAAGAGACUGAAUCGAAGAGUAUUUUUAUAAAAAGACUUACUAGAUGUUAGUCUAUGAUUGGCUAAUUGUUUCUUUGGUGUCACAAUUGUGCUAUGAAAAGCAAUAUUUUUGUCUAUGUGUUACCAAAGAUUUGUCCUCCGUCUGGAUUUUGCAUUCCACUGUCGACACUUAGAUUAAGGAAAUGGUAUGUUAUUUUUUAGUGUAAUUCGUAAUUGUAGCAAAUAUUUUAAGGCAGCUGAUUUGAUAUCGAUUUUUAAUAUCGAUUUGUACGGUAUAUCGUUUUGUAUGACCUUCAGAAUUUGUAUGUCGUUCUGACACUUGAGGAAUUCGUGUUUUGAAUAGUGUUUUAUCUGAGAUUGUAAUUAAUAAAAUCAUAUCAGAAAAAAUGAAAUUAAUGUAUAUACGAGUAAAAUGAAUCCUUUUCUUUAUACUUACUUAUUUUAAUAUUAACGAAUUUAUUUACAGAAAUUGCCAUAAAUGUUAGAAUAAUAACGAUAUUGUAUAUUUGUAUUAAAUCAAUUAAAAUUAUUUUUAAUAUAAUUUAAUGCCGAGUUAUUUAUUUUUUUUAAAUAAAGACAUUUUGUGAUUUUAAAUUAUUUGACGUGAAACAAUGGCGCGAAAAUAUUCUUGUUUCAAGGUUUUUAGUAUUACUUUAAUUAGGUGCAUAAUAAUGAUGCUUUUAAAUAUUUCCAAACAAUAAAAAAUGUAGAAUUAGGUUGUUUAUACACUGAAGUUGGAUUAUAAGUAUUUUGAAACGUAGUCGAAAAUCUAACAUUUAAAGCAACAUAAUGUUACUGUUAAACCUUGGUGUGUAUGCAUCCUUACAAUACAAUGAGAAUUAAAAUAUUGUGGUCAUGUAUACUGAUUUAAGUCUAAGUAAAUGUUUUCGGUGAAAGUAAUUUCAAAAUUUAGGGCUUGCUGGCUUUAUAUUUCACAGUUUGAGAAGCUCUUAAAGCAGUUUAAAAUCGCUGAUUUUAGAAAACAAAAACGCGUUAAAAUCUGUACAAAAUUAAUUAACGUUAUGUGCUAAGAGCAAUACAACUUUCUAUAAAUAUGUUUAGAAACAUAAUUUAACAAAGUGCAACUAACGGGACCUUGCGCAAGCCACAUUAUUUUUUUAUUAUGAUUUAUAGGAGAUGUUUAUUAUAGAAAAGCAAAUGUGAAUAUUGUUAUUGUUUGUAG